CAGUGCCCUCCUGCUGGUGGCCCUCACCCUGUUCUGCAUCUGCGGGCUGGCCACAGGGGAGGACAACGCUGAGUUUUUCAUGGACUUCCUACAAACACUGCUGGUGGGGACCCCAGAGGAGCUCUAUGAGGGGCCCCUGGGCAAGUACAAUGUCAACCAGGAUGCCAAGGCAGCCCUGACUGAACUCAAGUCCUGCAUAGACGGCCUGCAGCCCAUGCACAAGGCACAGCUGGUCCAACUGCUGGUGCAAGUGAUGGGCAGUGUGGACGAUGCCUAAGUGGACCACACCGAGGCUCAGCCACAGGACCGAGCACACAGGCAGCCAUGGACACGCUGCCCCCCAUCACCUCCCCACAUGGAAAUUCGCCUC
Messenger RNA from Callithrix jacchus (white-tufted-ear marmoset), 370 nucleotides. Lineage: Eukaryota; Metazoa; Chordata; Mammalia; Primates; Cebidae. The record is from RefSeq and is a predicted model, not a curated record.